AUGACGCCUCCACCAAUCAAACACAAAGCCUUGCUUAAUGUUGAUAUGGGGGAAGGGCACGGCAAUUAUGUCUGCGGUCCAGACUUGGAGUUGCUGCCGUUUAUUGAUCACGCCAAUGUGGCAUGUGGGUUUCACGCGGGGGAUCCUUUGAUAAUGCUGGACACUGUCAGGAAUUGUAAGAAACAUAAUAUCAAAGUCGGGGCACACCCUGGACUUCCUGAUAUACAAGGUUUUGGCAGACGUGAGAUCAAAAUGUCCCAGGAGGAGCUGACAGCCAUCACGGUAUACCAAGUUGGAGCAUUGAAGGGUUUCCUUGAUCUAGAAGGUGUCCCCUUGCAUCACGUCAAGCCCCACGGUAUUUUGUACGGAAUGAUGUGCCGUGACUAUGAUAUUGCCAAAGCAGUCAUGGAAGGAGUCCCCAAAGGCGUUCCUGUCUUCGGCCUUGCAGGCACAAACAUGGAAAAGGCUGCCAACGAUCUUGGUAUCCCCUUCUGGGCGGAGAUGUACGGAGACGUAAAAUACAGCAACGAUGGCAUGCUCGUGAUUGACAGGAAGAAGAAGGCGUGGGAUCUGGAAGAUGUCAGAAAACAUGUCAGUCAACAGCUCAACUCACAGUCCGUUACCGCGACGGAUGGCAGUGUCGUGCAGCUGCCAGUGAAGGAUUAUCCGAUAUCCAUAUGCUGCCAUUCAGACUCUCCUGGUUGUCUUGGAAUAAUCAAGACCACAAAGGACGUGAUUGACAAGUUCAACAAAGAACACGGAAGGAUAUGA
Cladophialophora psammophila CBS 110553 is the source of this 771-nucleotide messenger RNA. RefSeq names its product lactam utilization protein lamB. The record is from RefSeq and is a predicted model, not a curated record. Bases 1 to 771 code for a protein of 256 amino acids. Gene Ontology annotation, biological process: carbohydrate metabolic process. The transcript has 3 exons. NCBI's taxonomy places the organism in Eukaryota, Fungi, Ascomycota, Eurotiomycetes, Chaetothyriales, Herpotrichiellaceae.